AUGACGCCCGCAUUCAUCCUCUCUGUGGUCGCGGGCGGCCUCAGCGUUAUCGCGCUCGCCUACGGCCUAAAGGGUUUGGUCUGGGUCUUCCGCUGGCUCGCUACCUUCAACCCAACUCGCUAUCAUCCAGCCGAAAAGCCUGAGGAUGAACACAUCCAGAUCCUCGUGGUGGGCGAUGUCGGCCGCAGCCCUCGCAUGCAGUACCAUGCGAUGAGUGUUGCCAAGCAUGGGAGAAACGUCGAUAUUGUUGGCUACAAGGAGACGGCCAGACAUCCGGAUCUCAUUGGAAACCCUCGAGCCACCAUGUAUGCGCUCCCACCGCAGCCCGAGGUGCUCCAGUGGGGGACUCUACCCUUCUUCCUUAACAUUCCCUGCAAAGUUAUUUGGCAGUUCUGGGGUCUGUUCUCCACGUUGAUGUAUUCUGCACCGCCAGCCCAAUGGAUCAUCAUACAGAACCCCCCCUCCAUCCCUACCUUCCACGUUGUGCUCCUCGUCUCCCUCAUCCGGGGCAGCAAGCUCGUCGUAGACUGGCACAACUAUGGAUAUACCAUCCUAGCCACCCAGAGCAAGUGGUAUAAGCCUCUUGUUCCUAUCUACAGGUGGUAUGAGACCUUCUUUGGGAGGUUCCUCGGCAAUGCCAACCUUUCAGUCACCGACGCCAUGGCCCGCCAGCUCAAGCAGAAGCCAUUCAAUGUCAAGAACCCCGUCUACACGCUGCACGAUCGACCAGCCGAGGUAUUCCAGCCUGUCACAGCGGAGGACCGAAAAGCAUUUCUGUCUCGGCUUCCAGAGACAAAGGCCGACGCCAAGAACAUCAUGGAUGGAACGGUGCGCCUGAUUGUCAGCAGCACUUCGUGGACAAAAGACGAGGACUUUGGCCUACUGCUGGAUGCCCUAGUAUCAUAUGCCAAUUCCUCUUCAGACGCGGCCACUGUCGACAACACACCGACUCCAAUUCUUGCCAUUAUUACCGGAAAGGGUCCCCAAAAGGAGCACUAUCUGGAGCAAAUCAAGAAGCUUCAAGUCGAGGGCAAACUCCCGGGUAUUCGAGUCAUCACUGCCUGGCUCUCCACCCGAGAUUACGCCUCGUUGCUUGCCUGUGCCGAUCUUGGCGUCUCUCUGCACAAGUCUAGCUCAGGAGUUGACCUUCCCAUGAAGGUUGUGGACAUGUUUGGCGCUGGCCUUCCCGUCGCAGCAUACUCGGCUUUCGAAAGUUUCGGAGAGCUGAUCAAAGACGGUCAAAACGGUUGUGGGUUCGAAACCUCAUCCGAAUUGACAGCCAUACUCAAGAGGCUACUGGGCGUGACGGGACAGGAUGAGUUGGCCCGGUUGAAGCACGGCGCCGUCCAAGAGGGAUCACUACGAUGGGACGAGGAGUGGGAUCGAGUAGUGGGAAAAGUCAUUGGAGUUGUGGAUCAGUAA
Messenger RNA from Ilyonectria robusta, 1422 nucleotides. Its product is annotated as family 33 glycosyltransferase. The transcript has 3 exons. The record is from RefSeq and is a predicted model, not a curated record. Gene Ontology annotation, cellular component: endoplasmic reticulum. The coding region runs from base 1 to 1422 and encodes 473 amino acids. Gene Ontology annotation, molecular function: mannosyltransferase activity. NCBI's taxonomy places the organism in Eukaryota, Fungi, Ascomycota, Sordariomycetes, Hypocreales, Nectriaceae.